ACAAACAAACAAACAAACACAAACUGUGAGAUGAUGCAAGGCGGUUAUGCAGAAUCACAGCGAGCGACAAAAUAAAUAAAUGGACCAACAGCCUUGGCCUGGUUCCACGGGAGGGGGCGGGGAACUGCGGGGCUCUGGUUUGGGAGAAGAGGCGCCCUUGAAACCAUCGAGUGCAUGGACAUGGAGGUUUUCAGAUUCCCCCGUCCAGGUAACUGAUAUGUGACCCCCACCCGCUAGGGGACCGCUGACAUGGUUCUGCGCAUCCUGCGAGUGCAUCCGGAUCCUUCCUGCCGCAGGGCCUUUGCCUGCGCUGUCCACCCUCUCAGAGAGCCCACGUCCAUACACCCCACACAGCUUCCUGUCUCCGGAUCCCUUCCAGGCAUUCCCUGCCGUGGGUUCGCGUGUGGCUGCUCGGGUCACCGAGCUCCUUCACACGCCGGUGUGGCCCUCCGUCUCCCCGCACUGCAGCCGAGUUCCGCCCCACCCUAUCUCCAUCACUUCUCCCGGCUCCUGCAUCCCGCUGCCCGUCUGUGGGGACCAGAAGUGGAGGGCACAUGGCUCGCGGUAAUCAACAGGAAAAAGGCCCCAGCACCCAGCCGUCCUCCACUUGGCCCCUCCCAGCGCCUGGGGCCAGCUACGCUGGGUAGUCCACCCCCAGGAUGGAGAGCUUCUCCAGCCUGGCCCUGGCCCCCACCACCCAGCUGCCUGAGCCUGCAGGAGGGGUCCCGGUGGGGCACAGCUGCUCCCAGCCCCGAGCCAGCCAGGGCCCCACAGCCGACGGCUGGCCCCAGGGCCCCGUCCCCAUGGCCACCGCUGCGGCUACCCGCCAGGAGGAUGGUCACAGCUGCCGAGAGAAGGUGACCAGGAACUCCAGGGACACAGGGGAGUGGCCAGCAACAUCAGCCUGCCGACCAGGACCCAGCUCCUGCAGCCCGGAGCCGGUGUCGCCGGGACCCCAGUGUCCUCCGCGGAAGUCCCAGGCGCAGCCCUCUGCCCAGCGGGCUUCGCAGAGGCCGCAGGCGCCACGCUCGCCGCCGGGCCCGGCGGGCUCUGAGCCGUGGGGUGGCCCAGUUUUGGGGCCCUGGGACCCCAGCUUCACCAGCGACGCGCUGCCGCUCCCGGACUCGAUGCCGAAGCCCCAGGCGGGCCCCAGGCCGCCCUCCACACACUACUGCGAGAUAUGCAGGGUCAGCUGCGCGGGGCCGCAGACCUACCGGGACCACCUGGAGGGGCAGAAGCACCGGAAGAAGCGGGAGGCCCAGAGGACGGGCGCGCGGCCCGGCGGGGGUCCCCGGGGGCCCCCCGGCCUGCACUGCGGCCUGUGCGGCGUGUCCUGCACCGGGGCGGACGCCUAUGCUGCGCACCUGAGGGGAGCCAGGCACCAGAAGGUCUUCAAGUUACACGCCAGGCUGGGGAAGCCCAUCCCCCCCGAGUCCGCACCACGGAGCGUCGCCUACACCCGAGGUCCGGACAGCACCCCCGAGGCCUCAGCCAGGCGUGAGGCGCCUGCCCGUCACAGCCCGCACGCCCCAGGCCGGCCAGCACCAGCCAAGGGAUCUACAGCAGCCUCGCGCAAGGGGCCGCCCGAGCCGCCGACGGCGCGCAGCCGACCCGGGGAGAGGGCGCCAUCGCACCCUGGGCUGGAGGCCACCAGGGGCGGCCCGGGGGACACCGAGGCGGUGGGCGCGGAGUACGUGGAGGAGGUGAGCAGCGACGAGGGGAAGGCGCCCCGCUUCCGCUGCCAGCUCUGCGAGUGCAGCUUCAACGACCGCCACGCCCGGGACCUGCACCUGAGCGGGCGCCGGCACCGGCUGCAGUACAGGAAGAAAGUGGACCCUAAGCUUCCGGUGGCCGCCCGGCCCAGCGGCCCCAUGCAGAGGGUGCUGGCCAAGAGGUUGCAGCGGCAGCGGCAGCUGGCACUGGCACGCCUGGAGGACGCUCGGCGCUGGAGCUCCGAGCUGAGGCAGCAGGAAGAGCACAGCAGACAGUCUGAGGAGCCCCCAGAGCCUCAGGUUGAGGAGCACACACCAGGGUUACCUGCCUGGGCCCUGCCGGCCGAUCCUGCCAGGCCAGGGGUGGCCGCCACCCGGCGCCAGCCGGUGCGCCGGCCAGAGAGCAGUGACGACCGUCACGUCAUGUGUAAGCACGCCUCCAUCUACCCCACGGAGGAGGAGCUGCAGGCCAUCCAGACCGCCGUGUCCCACACGGAGCGCGCCCUCAGGCUGGUGUCGGACACGCUGGCCGAGGAGAGCAGCCAGCAGGGCGCCCUGACGCCCCCGCCGCCUCGGAUGCUCAAGGGUGUGGUGCGGGUUGGCAUUCUGGCCAAGGGCCUGGUCCUGCGCGGGGACCACAGCGUGCAGCUCACGCUGCUGUGCUCCGGGAAGCCCACCCGCUCCCUGCUGCAGAGGGUCGAGCAGGAGCUGCCCCGGGAGCUGACGAUAGUGGCGGAGGACAAGUACGAGGUCUCUUCCGACUGUGACGCCAACAUCGUGAUCUCGGCGUGUGUGGAGCCGGGGGUGAAGGUCACCGUGUCCGCCACCUCACCGCUCAUGCGGGAAGAGCCCUCUGUGCAACAAGGGCCGAGAGACUCCCUGUGUGACCCCGAGGACGUCCUGGACCGGGAGAGGUGCCUGGAGACCCUGGCAGCCCUCCGCCAUGCUAAAUGGUUCCAGGCUCGAGCCAGUGGCCUGCAGCCGUGCGUGAUUGUCAUCAGGGUCCUGCUGGAGCUGCGGCGCUGUCUGCCUGCCUGGGGGGCCCUGCCUGCCUGGGCCACGGAGCUGCUGGUGGAGAAGGUUCUGAGCAGCGCGCCCCGGACCCUGAGCCCCGGCGGCGCCAUGCGGCGGGUCCUGGAGUAUGUGGCCACAGGCGCGCUCCUGGCAGAUGGCCCCGGGCUACAGGACCCCUGUGAGAAAGGCCCACAGGACGCCCUGGAGCCCAUGACCCCGCAGCAGCGAGAAGACCUGACGGCCAGCGCGCAGCGUGCCCUGCGGCUCGUGGCUUUCCGGCAGAUUCAUAAGGUCCUUCACAUGGAACAGUUACCUCCACGGACCAGAUUCGGGGCCCGCGCCCGGAAGAGGAUGAGGGAGGCUAGUCAGGCCCCGGAGGGCGCCGGGGACAGGAAACAGGGCCGGCAGGGCACAGUGGGGCUGCCGUGAGCCGGCUGUCACCCCCCAGCCUGCACAUCCACGCCUGCACGUGGGCGCCUCCCGCUGCUCCUCCAUCAUGGGACAUCUCUGCCAUCGUGCCUGUGGCUUUAUUCACAAUGCUGCCCCCCCCCGGCGUGACCCCCAUGCCUGUGGCUCUGUCAUCCCCUGCCCCCAAGCCAGGUCACAGUGAGCCCCGCUCCGUGACACUAAUUGCAACCUGAAACCCCCCCUCCUGUCUGAAGAGGCGGGUGGGAUCUGACACGCUUCUGUGAGGCGAGAGGAGGGCGGCCUGGAGGAUUCUUGAAGCCACAGAGUGGGCAUCGAGGAGCAGAGGGAAUGGGAUACCCCAUACCCCAAGCCCACCCAUAGCCUGCUCGCAGACCCCUUACUGCGCCCCAGCUGUGGGGACACAUCUGGGGCCCCUGGAUCGCUCACCCCACGGUGGAGCCCCGGCCCCAGCCAGAGUGCCUUCCACAGGCGGGGCGCAGCUCUGCCCCAUCGGGCCUCCCGACCCCCUAGGUAGGACCCUGAGGCUUCAGCCCUGCUCCAUCCCGCCUGUGGCUUUCGAAGGCCAGCGCACACCUGCUCUCUACAACCCUCCGGAACUCGGCCGGGGCCGGGAAUAAAGCGGAUCUGCCAGUG
Molecule: messenger RNA, 3788 nt
Organism: Meriones unguiculatus (Mongolian gerbil)
Lineage: Eukaryota; Metazoa; Chordata; Mammalia; Rodentia; Muridae
Gene: Zfr2
Product: zinc finger RNA binding protein 2
Exons: 19
Coding region: 660-3155 (831 amino acids)
Cellular component (GO): precatalytic spliceosome
Molecular function (GO): double-stranded RNA binding; single-stranded RNA binding; zinc ion binding
Source: RefSeq, a predicted model, not a curated record